This is a messenger RNA of Acanthisitta chloris (rifleman), 697 nucleotides long. It is a transcript of the gene IFT27, whose product is annotated as intraflagellar transport 27. Bases 1 to 549 code for a protein of 182 amino acids. The transcript has 7 exons. The record is from RefSeq and is a predicted model, not a curated record. Lineage: Eukaryota; Metazoa; Chordata; Aves; Passeriformes; Acanthisittidae. Gene Ontology annotation, molecular function: GTP binding; GTPase activity. Gene Ontology annotation, cellular component: Golgi apparatus.
AUGGAUCAUGGAGGGGUUGAAAGAGAUCCAGCUGUGGGGAAGAGUGCUUUAGCCCAGUUGUUUCGCAGUGAUGGCGCUCAUUUCCAGAAGAACUACACACUGACAACGGGCGUAGAACUGUUGGUGAAGGCUGUAUCAGUUCCAGAGACAAGCGAUAGUGUGGAAUUCUUCAUUUUUGAUUCUGCAGGAAAAGAUCUAUUUUCUGAAAUGCUGGAUAAACUGUGGGAGCAGCCCAAUGUCCUGUGCCUCGUGUAUGAUGUCACUAAUGAGCAGUCUUUCAACAACUGUGCCAAAUGGUUGGAGAAGCUGAGGGCUCAAGCAGUUGGAGUGCACGUCCCAGGUGUCUUAGUGGGGAAUAAAACAGACCUAGUUGAUCGUCGAGUUGUGGAGCAGAAACAAGCACAGGAGUGGGCUGAGAAUCAUGGCCUGGAAUACUGUGAGAUGUCAGUGAAGGAGAUGAAAAAUUUUGAGGCCCCUUUCCACAUCCUGGCAAAGUUGUUUCACCAACUGUACAAAGAGAAAGUGGAAACUUUUCACUCACUAGUGUGACUGGCAUGACUUGCUCUCUAAGCUUCUUCUAGUGCCCAGAAUCCUGCUGGAUGGAAUACAGAAAGAAGAAAAACGAUGAGCUAUUUGCUUCUUCAUGGUCAUCUUCUGGUAAUUCAGAAUAAACUAGAAAUAAGCAAGUGGAAAGACA